Messenger RNA from Fundulus heteroclitus (mummichog), 2362 nucleotides. RefSeq names its product zinc/cadmium resistance protein. The transcript is spliced from 6 exons. Lineage: Eukaryota; Metazoa; Chordata; Actinopteri; Cyprinodontiformes; Fundulidae. Gene Ontology annotation, biological process: detoxification of zinc ion; zinc ion transmembrane transport; intracellular zinc ion homeostasis. Gene Ontology annotation, cellular component: Golgi apparatus; endoplasmic reticulum. The record is from RefSeq and is a predicted model, not a curated record. Gene Ontology annotation, molecular function: zinc ion transmembrane transporter activity; calcium channel inhibitor activity. The coding region runs from base 151 to 1803 and encodes 550 amino acids.
UCACAUGACUGUGAUUAGAGCCAAGAAGGUGGAGGAAGAGGAGGACGGUAGAAGAGACAGGGGCCAACUGGGAGCUACAUCCAUGAAUCGCUCAGAUUCUAUCCUGGAGUCAACCUUGCUUUGCCACAUCCGCCUCUUUGGGUAUCAGGUAUGAGGCCGCAACAGUGGUGCAUGCUGGGAGUGACGGUACUGCUGCUGCUGUGUGAGAUAGCCGUCAGUCAGCUGUGCAAGUCUCUCAUCACCAUGGUGGACGGCUUCCACACACUUUUCAUCCUCAUGCACAUGGCUCUCCCUCAGACUGAGGACAUCAUAAGACCUCGCAUCUCCUCGCUGGAUUCUUCUCCAUCCUCUCCACGCGACUCCUUCUCUUUAGGGGGAUUUUCUCGUUCUUUACAUUCAGAACCACCGGCUGAGCUUCCAGAUCAAUCUGACGCCAAGCAGCCCGACCACGAUCCAGCUUCAGUGGUUAACUCGCAUCACAAAGGUUUCUCCUCAGUAACUCCGAGCUGCAGUUUGUCCUUCCCCAAAAGCAGGAUCCAUGUCGUGGGUGUUUUCAUUUCCUCCCUCCUCCUGGUGUCUCUGUGUGUCUCCUACUUCUUGGAAAUCAUUGGUUUCAUAGUGAAGCCCCACCCGGUUCAGCACCCCCUGCUGCCAGUGGUGGUCGGAGCUGGGAGUCUGCUCCAUAAGAUGCUCCUGUUUGUUCUGGACUGGGAUGAGAUGCUGGAUAAAAAGGCAGAAAGCUGCAGGCAUGCUGAGACUGAACCUCCCCUUGAAAUAAACCACAAAGUCUGCGCUGAAGAGGAGUCUCGAAGCCAGGAGGAAGAGGAGCUCUCUGUCCGAUCCAAAGGUCAGAUUGCAGCACACAACUGUCUCCACAGUGGGGCGCUUGUCCUCUGCAAUCCAGGAUCUCCCAACCUCCCUGAACAUGGGUGUGAAACUGAGCUACAGCUGCUGGAAAUCGGUGAAGAGAGCAGUGGCGCACAUUUAAAGAGAGAGAGUCCAAGGCGCCACCCCUGCAUCCGACAUCCUGUUUCAGACAUUCAAAACACUUCUGAGCCCUCUUCAGUGAGCAGGUCAUCGUCUGGAUGGGGCUGCCGCUGGUCCCUCUGCCUCCUGUCCUUCGUCUUUGUCAUUCAGGGACUCUUCACUUCCCUCCUGGCUCUGAUCAACAGCCUGGUGACGGUGCUGGUCGUGCCCCAGCUGCUGCACAGCUCUGAAGCCUGCCGCGUCCUGGUUUAUCUGGACCCUGGCCUGUCCCUGCUGGCUGUCGCUAUGCUGAUUGCAACAUCUCUACCGCAGGUGUACAGAUACGGCAUGCUGCUUCUUCAGGCCUCGCCUCCACACAUGCGUGUCUCUGAUGUUGGGAGGAGGAUUGCCAGUGUCCCAGGGGUGCAGGCCGUGCACGACCUCCACAUCUGGCAGUUGACUGAAUCGCUCACAGUGGCCUCCGUCCAUGUGCACUGCCACGCUGGGUUUCCACUAAGCAGGUGUGCUGAUCUGAUGUCAGGUGUCACCAAGGUGCUGCAGAGUGUGGGUGUGAGCUGCUCCACUGUUCAGCCAGAGUUUAUAUCCUCCUCUUCCUCGUUUAGAGGAGAUGGAGCCUCCACCUUCAUCCAGAAGGAGGACCCCUCCUCUCUUCCUCUCCCACCCUGCAGCCUGGCCUGUGCGAAGGCCUGUGCUUCCAAGAUGUGCUGCUCCCUUCUGGAGGAGAAGGAGGAGGAGACCCGUAGCACUCAGAAACCACCAGGAGAAGAAACAAAUGAGGAACCUCCGACUCUGAUCAUCGAGAACACGUUCCUCUAACUCUGUUUUUAACUGAUGUGAAGGUGGAGACAGCAAAACAGUGCCAAAUAAAUCCCUCUAUGAAGUUCAUUAUAUUAACAGAUACUUUCCCAAAGAAUUUUUAUGUUUUUUGUUUCUUGUUUCAGUAUUUGGACUGGAAAAGUUUUAUUUUUCUAAAUGCAUACAUCAAUGUUUAAUAAAUAACAGUAUUUAUUAGUUAAUGUUAAUUUGAUGCAUGUUGCGUGAGACAAACUAAAUAAUUGGAAAGGAUAGGACGGGUCUCCAGAUAAAAUUAACAAUCAUUGAAUUCAUUUUAGUUUCUUUGAACGAACUACAGAAAUGCCUGUGGAAAUUCUCAGUUAUCCGGGUUUUCGCAACAGCAAACAAGCCUCCAUGUCCUUAAAAACGGCAGCGCACCAACUGCAGGUUGCUCAAGUGCAAGUCAUCGAAACUGACAAAGACUCCUGGAUAGAUGUUGAAACGUUUUCAGAAAGAACUGAAAGAAAGUCCGGUUGCCUCCGAUUUAAGCCUGUUUCUGUUAUGUGCAGACAUGUGUUUGAAUAAAAUUAACCCCCCCACC